Molecule: messenger RNA, 859 nt
Organism: Chelonoidis abingdonii (Abingdon island giant tortoise)
Lineage: Eukaryota; Metazoa; Chordata; Testudines; Testudinidae
Source: RefSeq, a predicted model, not a curated record
AUGGAGAGGAAAUGCCAGUACAUCGCACACCUGCACAGUGCUGCUCUGUCUCCCUUUCAGGGCCAGGAGAAAGAGCAGUUUGAGUCUGCUGCUGGCUUUGAGAGCACAGAGUCUUUUAGCUCAGGCAGUGGAGUCUCUCGCUUUCAGAUCCAAUGGUCCCAGGUAGUGAGCCAGAUUGACAAGCUGACGUCGGAUUUUGAGUUUGAGCUGGAGCCGGACGACUGGACCACAGCCACAGUGAGCAGCACAUCCAGCAGCGAGAAAGGGGGUGGCACAUUUGACCUCAGCCAGCUGGAUUUCAUGACCUCGGACAUCCUCUCUGACAGCUGGGAGUUCUGCUCCUUCCUGGAGGUCUCCACCCCGUCUGACUCUGGGGACGGUUCGGAGCAGCAGCCAAGCCGCCAGCCAGACUACCGGCUGAUGAACGGCGGACUGCUGACCCCUAAUGGACCCCGGGUCGAGACGCCUGAUUCUUCCAGUGAGGAGGCCUUCAGCUCCCGCCCCAACCUCAAAGUCCAGCACCAGAGGAUGCCAGGCAUGAGGGAGCGAGUCCGCUUCAGUGACAAGGUGCUCUACCAUGCCCUUUGUUGUGACGAUGAUGAUGGGAACAGUCAAGAAGGUACCAGCGGUGUGCCGCUGCCCGAGGACCUUCCGGAGGAGCCCAUCGAGGCGGGGCACAAGCCGCCGGCUCGGCCUGUUGCCAAUCCACUGCUGCCACAGCGGCACUCUCCUCACCUGAGUGCCACACAGCCACAGAAACUGAUGAGGAACAGCAGCACACAGACCAUGUCGGACAAAAGCACCCAGACGGUGCUUCCCUAUGUGUCAGCCAAGCAGAAAAUCAAAGGCAAAAACUGAG